GUUCAUCAGUUCCCAACUGUUUUGCGGAUGCGCCGAGCCGGAGGCGGAGGCGUUAAGCGCAAGGCUGCCAGCAUAAAGCCCCCCUGGCGCCCGCCCGCCCGCCGCAUCAGAGCCUCCUCCUCCCUCCGCGAGCGAGUCCACGUCCCGUCUUCCUCGCUCCACUCGCCCACCCAAGCCGGGCCGAAUCCGCCGCUCGAAUAGAGUAAUCCGAGGAGCCAGCCAAAUGGUGGCCGCGUGAGUGAGGGACGGCGGGCGGGCGGAGAUCGGGCGGGCGGCCGGCCGGUGGGUGGGUAGGGGGGGAGACUAACUAAGGGCAGGGCCGCGCCGCGAUGCGCGCGUGGGAGAUGCACCCGCUCUGCUGCCUCGCCGGGGAGUGGCCGUCCUCGGGCGGCGGCGGCGGCGGGCUCGCGCCCGGCGACCGCUCCCUGCCGCCGGCGGAGGAGGACGCGGACGCGGCGGGGGAGGCGCCGGCGGUGGCCGGGGUGCUGUACAAGUGGACCAACAUCGGCAAGGGGUGGCGCCCGCGCUGGUUCGCGAUCCGCGGCGGCGUGCUCGCCUACUCGAAGAUCCGGCGCCGCGUGGCGGCGGAGCCGCAUCCCGCCUCCGAGGCCGCCGCCGGCGGCGGCGGCGGCGUCAGGCUGAUCGGGGUGGCGCGUGGCGGCGCCGGCGGGGGCGCAGGGGAGCGCCCCAUCGGAUUCGUGCCUCUCAAGAUAUCAUCAUUUAGUGAAAGUAAAUCAGAUGAUAAACGGUUUUAUAUAAUUACUCCGACCAAAACACUUCAACUGAGGACUGGUUGUGCUAAGGACCGGGCGACUUGGAUUGAAGCGCUUGUCUCUGCAAGAAGCGAAUAUUCUUUUAAUGGGGAUUUAUCGGGUGAUCAGAAUGAUGCAUCAUUUUCCACAGAAAAGCUCAGAAAUCGCUUGCAUGCAGAAGGCAUUGGUGAGGCCGUUAUUAAAGACUGUGAGCAGAUUAUUCAUUCAGAAUUUUCGCAGUACCAAACACAGAUGAAGCAGCGUUGCGAAGAGUAUUUAAGCUUUAUUGGCAGUCUUCCACGGGAAGUUGAGGUAGUUAAUUCAGUAGAUUCAACUGUCCCUGAGAAGCCACAGCUGGAGCUGUUCAAGCAUGACUGCUCCAGCUCUGGAAAAUGUAGUGAAUAUAGCAACACAGAAUCUUCUGAUGAUGUUGGCAAACAAGAGAUUAGUGAACUAUCAGAUGGAGAUGAAUUUCAUUUCUAUGACACAAGGCAAAGUUUCAGUGAAUUUGCUACUAGUCCUGCUGACCCGAGAAAGGGAUGCUUAAAUAACGGAAAUGAAGAUCAUAAAUCUGUUGAACCACUCUCUGCUCACAAGGCCGAGAAAUGUAUGCUGUCACAUUCAAAAAGGCGCUCACAGUUGCCUGAACCAAUAGAAAAGGAGAAAGGAGUUAGCCUUUGGUCAAUGAUCAAAGACAAUGUUGGAAAGGAUCUAACAAGAGUCUGCCUUCCUGUUUACUUUAAUGAGCCUUUAUCUUCUCUCCAGAAGUGCUUUGAAGAGUUGGAGUACUCUUAUUUGUUGGACCGUGCAUAUGAAUGUGGUUUAAGGGGGAAUGGUCUGAUGAGAAUUCUUUAUGUUGCUGCAUUUGCGGUAUCUGGAUAUGCGUCCACAGAUUCUCGCCCAUGCAAACCUUUUAAUCCAUUGCUUGGGGAAACUUACGAAGCUGAUUACCCUGAAAAGGGGAUCCGUUUCUUCUCUGAGAAGGUCAGUCAUCAUCCUAUGGUCGUGGCAUGUCACUGUGAGGGGAAAGGAUGGAAAUUUUGGGGAGACAGCAAUCUAAAGAGCAAAUUCUGGGGACAAUCCAUUCAACUGGAUCCUAAUGGUGUGCUAACUUUAGAGUUUGAUGAUGGAGAAACUUUCCAAUGGAGCAAGGUUACAACAACAAUAAACAACCUUAUCCUUGGUCGAGUAUAUUGCCAUCACCAUGGCACAAUGAACAUAAGUGGGAAUAGACGAUAUUCAUGCAAGUUGACGUUUAAAGAGCAGUCUUUCCUUGAUCGGAAUCCUCGCCAGGUUCAAGGAGUCGUCAAGGAUGCUGAUGGAAGCAAGGUUGCAACAUUGAUGGGGAAGUGGGAUGAAAGUGUGCAUUGUAUCAUCAACAAUGAUGCCUCGAAGGCGAACUCCCAUGGUUCACAUCAGAGUUCUGGUGCCACUUUGCUAUGGGAGAAAAACGAGCCUCCAGUCAAUCCUACUCGGUACAACUUGUCCGCAUUUGCAAUAACAUUAAAUGAGUUAACACCAGAGCUCAAGGAGAAGCUGCCACCAACGGAUUCAAGGCUGAGACCAGAUCAACGGCACCUGGAGAAUGGGGAGUACGAGAAGGCCAAUGCUGAAAAACUGCGUCUUGAGACACGGCAGCGGAUGGCAAGGAAGAUGCAGGAGAGUGGCUGGAAACCAAGAUGGUUCCAAAGGGACAGGGAGGAUGGAACAUACCGCUAUGUUGGAGGUUACUGGGAAGCAAGGGAGCAGAGAACAUGGGUUGGCUGCAAUGACAUAUUUGGUAACUUGUCUAGCAGCCAAAAGCUGCCACCAUCCGCUCUCUACACUAGCUCAAGUAUAUAGGGGUAAUGCCGUAAGGGCAUAUUCAGUAGGUGUUGACAUCGAUUACUCACUUCUGGUACAUAAUCGAGAGGGGUUUCUCUCGUUUCUGUUGUGUUAAGCUGUGAGCUAACAUGCUUUCCUCUUGUCAAUUGUCACAUUGAAACCAAGGACAUUCAAGCAUAACCCAACCUUUUGUCGAUACUAGGACACUUAUGAGAAAUCUUGCUAACAUUAUUGUUAAAAGAAUUGUCAAUGUACUAUUUUCUUCUUUGCAUUCCACAA
Molecule: messenger RNA, 2855 nt
Organism: Sorghum bicolor (sorghum)
Lineage: Eukaryota; Viridiplantae; Streptophyta; Magnoliopsida; Poales; Poaceae
Product: oxysterol-binding protein-related protein 1B
Exons: 10
Coding region: 330-2594 (754 amino acids)
Cellular component (GO): membrane; intracellular membrane-bounded organelle; cytosol
Molecular function (GO): sterol binding
Source: RefSeq, a predicted model, not a curated record